Molecule: messenger RNA, 3488 nt
Organism: Acanthochromis polyacanthus (spiny chromis)
Lineage: Eukaryota; Metazoa; Chordata; Actinopteri; Pomacentridae
Product: leucine-rich repeat-containing protein 15
Exons: 6
Coding region: 795-1556 (253 amino acids)
Molecular function (GO): protein binding
Source: RefSeq, a predicted model, not a curated record
ACUCUGUUAUACCUGCUUUUAUGUCAAGCUCGAGAGAGCAUUUCAUAUGAAUAGCUGCAUAGUUUCAGCGACCUGUUUCAGAGCACAGGGAGCACCGAGAAUUCUGCAGUGCUUUCUCUGAUGUCAAAAACGAAUUACAAGUAUAAUUUGUGAGCUUACAAAAUCAGAUUUUAAAGCCCAGUGGAAGUGAGGCCACAGACAGCUCAGCUAAUUCUCUCUGACUGGCGGUUGCUACUUACGGAGCCAUGCAACUGAGCCUUUAAAGGGAAUAUUGUGCUGUUUGACAGGUGAAAACAAAGUGGACAUCUGGAGGAUCGAGCAUUGUGUUGAAAGUGGGAUGACAGGCUAUUCAGGGAAUAUGCAACACUUGGUAUGGUUGAUUCUGGCAAUGCAAUGGAUGGUUGAAGGUGUUGAAAACUGUCCGGAUAUCUGCAAAUGCUCCAAGAAAGCAGGCCCAGAAAAGUCAGAGGUCAACUGUCAUAAGAGGGGACUUCACGCCUUUCCUUCAAACCUGCCCCCUGAUGCUUGGAUCCUCAAACUAGGCGAGUUCCUUGCAGUUAGUCAAAUCAUCCCUCAGACUCUUUUGACAUUCAAGAGAUGACAUAUUUCAUCUGAUGUUGUUUGGUAUUACUGUGUCAAUAACCAACUUUUGACUGCUUCUGCAAGGUGAGAAUGGUAUUACAGACCUGAAGGCUAAUUCUCUGAGAUCAAUUCCAAAGAUUGAGAGCAUCAAUCUGGAACGCAAUGCCAUCAAAUCCAUCCACCCCAAGGCCUUCGUUGGUGCAAAACAGUUGAUGCUUCUCAAUCUUUACGGCAACCAUAUCUCCACCCUUCCACCAAGGGGGUUUCAGGACCUCCUGAACCUUCGCUUUCUAAUGCUGGGGCAGAACCAGAUUGGUAUCCUCAAACCUGAGAUGUUUGCUGGCAUGAGGAACCUGUCAGACCUGGACCUUCCUCUCAAUGCUCUUACAAUGCUCUCAGCUAAUGGCUUCAAACCGCUGAUCGCCCUCAAAGUGUUGGACCUUUCUCUGAAUCGCAUUCAGAGAAUCUCUCCUAAGGCUUUCACUGGACUCAGACAGCUCUUGUUCCUCAACUUGGACAACAACAGCGUGAAGACGGUUCCUGCCGGAGUGUUUAGGCCGCUACGAUCUCUGGAGAUGCUGGUUCUAGACAACAACCUGGUGUCCAUGUUGACCCUGUCAGCUUUGGAUGGUCUGGACAAUUUACAGGAACUCUACCUGAGGAACAAUGAACUGGAGCACCUGCCAUCUGAUGUGUUCAGCCGCAUGCCAAAACUUUCUCAGUUGGCACUCAGCGGGAACCGCCUGAAGACAAUGGAUGGAAACAUGUUCUCCCAUAUGUCUGAGUUGAGGAAACUGUACCUCCAUGACAAUCCAUGGCAGUGUGACUGUAACAUUAUCUCCUUGGUGCGGUGGAUGGGACACACCAAGACCACGCUGUCUCCUCGAGAAGCCCUGAAGUGCGUGAGUCCUCCAGAGCUCCGAAACAAGAGACUCGGCAGCCUCGAAGCCGGAAAGCUGCUCUGUCGCGCCUAACAUCAGAAAACCUGGAGGAAGGAUACAGUGCAGACUCGGACCCUUGAAGAUUCAGAUGAUGGACUUAUCAUCACAACAGUUUUGUUUCUGUAGUUUGGGGCUACUGUUUGUACACUUCACCUGUUUCUUGUGUCAUUUCUCCAAACUACAAUGUGAUCAGUAUAUUGCAGGACAGUGUAUCCUAAAGAGGGGCAUAAUCAUGUUUUCAGCUAAAUACAUAAAAAAAUCUUACCUUUGAAAAAUUUUGAUUGACCACCAUUUUUAUUGUUUCUUAAAACAACUUCUGUGGGUGUAACGUCAACCUGUGCUAGCAUAUGAAACCCAUAAACUGCAGUUAAAGCGUAAAAAAAACUGCAGUUAUGAUGCUUUUGCUGUACAGAAAGAUUGUGCAUUAUAUAUUUUCAACCAGAAAAGAACAACCCUAUCUCCAAACCAACACUGAGAUUAAUAUUAUAAUCUCAUAUUGCUUGUCAUAUGGAGACCAUGCAGGUUUGGAAAGUGAUGGAUUACAUGUAAUGGGAUUACAUUAAUCCGAUUUCAGGAAAUGGUUUCUUUAAUCUUUUGCAGCUAAUGUAAAAGAAAAAACAAACAAAAUAACAUUACAUUUCAAGGAUGGUGAAUUGAUAGACUGUCAGGAUUCUGUGCAGCAUAAGCUAAAAGGGAAAAUAGUUGGAGAUCAUGUAAGUUUAUUGAAUUUGUAAUCUCCAAAUAUACUUAAAGUGAAAUGAGAAAGAUGACACAGCAGUGAUGCACUACAUGACCAAAAGUAUGUGGAUGACAGACAAUCUCCAAUCUUCUGGUGUCAGGCUUUUCCUUAAAUACCAAUUUACCAGAAAUACCAGAAAUUUGCUCUAAUUCAGUCAUAACUGCAUCAAAACCAACAUUGAUUCUGUCUGAGAAUUGAAUUGCUACUGUUGAGGUCAUGGCUCCAUGCAGAUCAUCAGAUUCUCUCACAAAACAAGCAUCGUCAAUACACUUUUGAGUAUGAAGUGCAUAAAGUGACUUACACAAUGGAAACAACCUGUUCUGCAGAGUUUGCUUCCGCACAACAUCUUCCCACUACAUCACACUUCACACUAUGAUUUGCUUUUGUCGUACUGCAACCUUUCUCAUCCCUGCUGCUGUCAGACUCUCACACUCUUCAGGUUCCAUCGACAGGAAGAGACGAGGAUAGUUAGAUCAGUUUAUGGAGGGAAUCGGGCGGAUACACAGAGAAUAAGAAAAGCAUGACAGGAAGGUUGGUGGGGUUGAGAUGGGAGUCUGGGGAAGCUUAACUGAGCAAUGAUAUCCUGCCCUAAGCUUUCUGUAAUUGACAAGGUGACUCCCAUCGACCUCCUCGCACAACGACUUUGACAUGAAAGCGCCGGUGUCUCCCACUCUAGCGGGGGAGAUAAUCACCAUAAUUUCCACCUGCAUUAAACCUGCUAUUAUAGAAGAGAGCCUAGGAGCAAUAGAAUAGCUGGGCUUUGUUCUGAGCUGCAUCUUUUUCACCUCCAUUGGUGGCUCCUGCAUAUGAUACGGCAAAGCCCAAAAGGGUUUUUUCCCCCUCUCCUCUCUUCUCCUCCUUUCUCCUUUUUUUUGUUUCUUUUAAUAGGCUGCAACACCUAUCAUCUUAAAGAUGGCUCAGUCUGACCAUUGAGACCAAACAACAACAUCUCAGCAGUUUACAAAAUGGAAAUAUUUCACGCUUAUCAGCUUUCCUGACGAUCUGAUCUGAGAUGGGAGUGUGAAUUGUAGCAGGGAACACUCGCUACUUCAAUGUGUAAUGUGGACAUAAUUAUAUUACAAAGACUGAGGUACAUUUAACUGGUAGUACUGUUGUAGUUGUGUUUCUUUUCUUUGUACAAGAUGACAUUGUUUAACAUGUUUUUGUGCCCUGAUGUUCAAGAUUCCUUGUAAAAUGCUCUGUGCAGUAAAUAAUGUAUGAUAAUA